CAGUAAGCACAAUUGCAUGCUUGGAAUUCUAGCUACUGACUUUUGCUUGUACGGACCAUCGUUUUCGAGAAGACGCUGAAAUGACUACCAGAGUGAACAGACACCUCAACAUGAAGCUCUUAUAGCUAACUUUUUCAACGUAGACAGCGGGCUGCUCGAGAUAUUUUCCCCAGCGACAGCAACGACAGCCUAAUGUUGCUAAACAACAAGCAUCUUUCAGUGUCAGCCAGAGUCAACAAUGUCUGCGGACCCCCUGCCUGAACACCCAGUCUGCAUCUGUGAUUUGGAGUUAGACAUCUUACAACCAAAGAACAUUUUCAAAAACCCCUGACUGCUGGUGUCUGUGGGCGUCAGCUUCCUUCUGGUUCCACUUCCUCGCCUCUGCUGUUGAUCAACACUUUCUCACCUUCUCUCGCACGCUUUAAUGGUUAGAGAAACUUCUUCAUCUGUAUGGGUAUCGGGCAAGGGCAUUUUCUGCUGGAGUUAACUUGAGCGAGGCACUGAAUCCCAAGCAGCUCUAGGAAUGCUUUGUAGUGGACUUUGACCUCUGACCUCUCUCAGACAGCAGAAAAUAGAAUUUCCCUGCAGGAAUCAACAAACUAUCACUCUGUUUAUCAAAUUAUUGGUAUAUUCACAUCCAAGAAAAGACUUUCAGCCUCAGACCGGGCCUCUCCAGCUCUCCUCCCUUUGCCACCCCCAGUACCAUGCUGGGUGCGCUCCUGCGGAGGAACAUGUCCCAGAAGCUGAGUGUGCUGCUGCUGGUAUUCGGCCUGGUAUGGGGGCUUAUGCUGCUGCGCUACACUGUGCAGCAGCCUCGCCAUCAGAGCAGCGCCGAGCUACGGGAGCAGAUCCUGGAGCUCAGCCGGCGAUAUGUCAAGGUCCUGACAGAGGAGAACCAGAAUGCACCAGGUGGGCCGCAGGGAACCUCCAUGGCUGGUUAUGCUGAUCUGAAGAGGACUAUAGCUGUUUUACUGGACGACAUUCUGACGCGGCUGGUCAAACUGGAAGGGAAAAUCGAGUUGGUAGUCAAUGCCUCCUCCACUAACACCUCCCACACAGCAGGGGGCAUCCUUGCUUCUGCUCCUGCUGCCUUACAGAAAUCCUCAAAGCAGGAGACACCUGGCAGCCACCAAGGGACAUCACGCCUUCAUCCACACAUCCCUAAAAGGCCUCAUCCACAUCAAGGAGCAUAGUCCUGAUAGAUGUAUUGAUUUUUUUAUUUUUUUUUAUUUUUUAUUUUAGCACAUCACACUUUUCCAGCAUCAGGCAAGUGAAAAGCAAUAGAGAGAGAGAUGGACAUCCAGAAACUUAAAUUUGGGAUGCUUCUCAGAAAUUUUCAGCCAAUUCAGAGGGAAGAAAGAGGACUUCUUUAUGCUCUGUCCUAUCAUAUGCUGAUAUUUAUUUAUUUUUUACCAAGACUAUCCAGCGCAGCUUUUUUAUAUUUGCAUUGCUGAUUUUAUUUGGCUUGAACUUUAGCAUUUUUUUUAAUAAUGCCAUGUUGGAAUCUUGUGACUGUUAAAGCAAAUGCAGAGAGGCGUAAACACUCUUGGAACUGAACCUGAUUCUCAUACGCUUUAUCAUAAAAAUGGCUUAAAAUGCUCCCCUAUAUACACUGUAAACUAUUUUACAUACUGCUUCAACAUAUCAUAAUGCUGAACUAAACAGUAUACUUAUGAUAGUUAGGAAUAGCUACAUUUCAGUUUUAGCUGGUGCAGUUGCUAAAUACUGUAUGAAGAAGAUUCUACUUUUAGCUUACAUAUAUAGUUUUAAGGAUAAUUAAACUGUGUACUUCACCUGUAAGAGAUAAUCCAAAGAAUGUUAUUUGCACUCCAUCUGAAGGCAGUAUAAAUGUGUAUUUACAGUUGCUGCAAGCCAGUUUGAGGUUUAUGCAGAAUAUGAUGGGGUGAUGCCUAUUUGCCACCAUAAAUAUGAGCGUGUGUGUGCUUUUUCUCAGUUGAAAUCCAAUGGUUCCCUUGCCUGGUGUUGAGAGAUGUUUUAAUUUAGGUGUGCAACAGAUUGAAUGUACUGUGUUGUCAGUCUUUAGCCCUGUAGUGCUGUUAAUAUGACUGACCUACUGCUUACACAUGUUCAGGGUUCAUGUUGCACUGUGACUCUAUAGAUAUUCUAAAAAUACUGCGCUCAAUCAACUUUGACUUUAAAGAUAUUUUAUGGAGGUGGGUGUACACCUCACCCUGUCCUGUCCAGAGGAAGAAGAUCUGUAAUUUGCUCAUUAUAAUGCUCAUUAACACGAUGACUGUGCGGCAAGAAAGAUUGACAAUGCUUUCAUCAAUACUAUUUGGGGAUUAUAUGAGACAAAGUCAAUGUGGGUGUCAUACCAAAAUAUCUGGGGGGUAAAAAAAUGUUUCACAAUGUUGCUCACACAUUACAAACUUAACUCUGUGAAGGCCUCUAGACUGAAUUAUAAAAUGGUGCAUUGACUGUAUCUGCAUUGAGUGAUGCCAUAAAUGUACUUUGCUUCAUAAUGCUAAAGUAGAAAAGAUAGUGAGCCAGUCAACUGCUGUGAGAUACAUUUACUAAUAAAAUUGACCUCAUGGAAAAAUGA
Messenger RNA from Siniperca chuatsi (mandarin fish), 2563 nucleotides. It is a transcript of the gene ccdc126, whose product is annotated as coiled-coil domain containing 126. The transcript has 3 exons. Bases 705 to 1193 code for a protein of 162 amino acids. Lineage: Eukaryota; Metazoa; Chordata; Actinopteri; Centrarchiformes; Sinipercidae. The record is from RefSeq and is a predicted model, not a curated record.